Molecule: messenger RNA, 153 nt
Organism: Fomitiporia mediterranea MF3/22
Lineage: Eukaryota; Fungi; Basidiomycota; Agaricomycetes; Hymenochaetales; Hymenochaetaceae
Product: ribosomal protein L39e
Exons: 3
Biological process (GO): translation
Cellular component (GO): ribosome; cytosolic large ribosomal subunit
Molecular function (GO): structural constituent of ribosome
Source: RefSeq, a predicted model, not a curated record
CCUUCCCAAAAGACUUUCCGCACCAAGAUCAAGCUCGCGAAGGCUGCUCGCCAAAAUCGGCCCAUUCCUCAAUGGUUCCGCUUAAAGUCGGACACAAAAAUUCAAUACAACGCCAAACGACGCCACUGGAGACGUACCAAGCUCAACAUCUAA